Messenger RNA from Symbiodinium sp. CCMP2456, 1890 nucleotides. NCBI's taxonomy places the organism in Eukaryota, Dinophyceae, Suessiales, Symbiodiniaceae. The record is from the annotation of a GenBank genome assembly.
AUGGAUUCCAGCCCUUCCCAGAAACAACUGGUGCAGCAGGGAUGGAAGUAUCACCGCGCAACCUUCGAUUUAUACCUGUGGCUUGGCGGCACCGAAUGGUCCCAGGCGGCCAUCGAGCAGGUCAUGCUCCCUGAGUUGUCCCGGCUGGCAGCUGCAGACAGGGGUGCUUUCGAAAGUGAACUGAGGGUGCGCAAGGUGUCCGUGGACCUGGCAGGCACACGACUGACGGACAAUGCUUUGGCUGCAUUUCUGGCCAGCUGGCCAUGCCUUGGGCUAAGCCACUGUUCCAUCUGCUUCAAGCUGCAACGCAACCUGCUUACGGACAAGGCCAUGUCAGCGCUUGGCCAUUUUGCUGUUGCUGAGACAAUAGGGGUCUUGGAGGAGUUGCAUGCGACGCAUCAGCUUGGCCCAGGCCUUCACCGAGAAGCAGUCCUGCAUUUUCUUUCCAAGCUGUCCUCCAGCGGAAAGUACCCAUUGUGGGUAAAGCGCAGACGCUGCUUCCGGCCCGUUCAUUUGCGCUUGGGCCACUGUGGGAUCCAAAAUCCCGAGGCCAUAGCAGAGGAGCUAGAGAGCAAGACCGGAGCUCGCGUUUGCUUCGCAGACCAUCAAGGCUGCGUAAGGAUGUCCUGCAUCAAUGCGAAGAGUGGGAGUGGGGGAACCUGCCCUCUGGCGCAUUUAUACGAUUUUCGAAGCCAAGAGCAGCCUACGGAACUUGCCGAGCCAUGCGAGCGCCUGACCUUUUCUGCGGCUCGAGAGCGUGAGAGGGGUAAGACCUUCCUCUGCGGCUCGUGUCAGAAGUCCCUCCCAAUCGACAUGUUUACCCGCUCUCAGUUCCAGAAAGCAGCGGCGAUGGACGAUGGCAGAGGGGAGUCUGAGUCCCACUUAGUCCGACGAUGCAACGAGUGCGUGACACAGCCUUGCUGUGCCUGCAGCAAGGAGCUUCCUUUGACGGCCUUUGCCAACAGCCAGAUGCUGCGGCCUCAGGGCAGCCGCCGGUGCCGCGUCUGUGCCUCGGAGACCUGGUGGUGCAUCCGCUGUGCUCGGCCCCGAGCCCAAAGUGACUUCUCCUCCUUCGAAGCCAGGAAGGGAAAACGCAUCGCCAAGGUGUGCCAAGACUGCAACAAAAGCAAUACGUAUUUCGAUCGAAGACACGCUCUUUGCGUGGCUUUCAGCGGCAGGUAUUCAGCAGCUCCGUCUCGGUUGCCGUGUUUUUCCAGAGAGAUACUAUCUUGCAUUCUUGCCUAUGCAAGAGAGUCACAGUUCGUCUGCAUCGGCAUGACGAGCUUUAGUUGCACCCUGUGCAACAAGACUUUCUCUUUCCUGGCCAAUGGUGGCGAUGGCUCCCCGGUUGAAAGGCAUCUGCGGACCUCUCAGCAGCAUGCGAAGCGCCUUCGCAGCUUCGAGGCUGGAAAGCUGGUGGAACUGGCGACGACGGGCCUCGAACCGGAGCGCUUCUCCCAUUUGGGGCUCAAGGGUGCUUUCUGCAGUUCCGAGCAACUAAAGGAAGCCGCUAGCCUUGUGGACGUGUGGGCCUUGCGCGUCCAGGAGCCCGAACUGGAAGCCAGCCUCUUCAAUUUCCACAGUCUCAGGACUCGCGAGGAAGCGGAUGCCCGAGGACCUCGCUGGGCAUCCCCAGAGCAGGUGGAGAAGGCACGAUGGAUACUGCAGCAACAAAGCGCAAGACGGGCAGAUGAAGUGGGUUCGCCCGCGCAUGGCCAAGCUGAACUGGCAUCUUUCUUUGCAUCUGCUGGUGGUGAAGAUGUGGCCCGAGGAAGCCAGCGAGCGCAGCAUGAAAAGUUUCACAAGCUUCAGAUGCUGUGUUCUGCCGGCGGUUCGGACGACGACGAAGACCCGGAAACUCUGGCACUCAUGGCUUUUCUGAGUGGCUAG